GACGAGAUUGAAGUGAACGGCGUUCAGAAUGAGGUGUAUAACGCUGCUGUUUGGAUUUUGGGGACUUUUACACUGCCAUGCUCAGCUGUCAGAUACAGGGGUGGAGGAAGGAACUGCUGAUGAAGAGUUUGUUGAUCUUUUCACCACACCAAGAACGAAGAUGGCUGCAGCAACAUCAGACUUUGGUUACAAUCUGUUUCGCCAGCUGGCAGCUCAGGAUCCCCAGACCAGUGUGUUCCUAUCCCCCCUUAGCAUCUCAGCGGCACUGACACAGCUGUCUAUGGGAGCCUCAGAGAGAGCACAGAAGCUGCUUUAUCGUGCACUGCGGUAUCACACCCUACAGGACAGCCGACUCCAUGACACUCUCAAAGAUCUCAUCUUCUCUUUACAGACUCCUGCAAAAGGCUUCACUUCAGCAGCACGAGUUUUGCUUUCCAGAAGGCUGCGUUCCAAUCUGGAGUUCCUCACUGCAGUGGAAACACAAUAUGGGACGCGCCCACAGCUUCUCAUGGGUGGGAGUCGUGACCUAAAGACAGUCAAUGAAUGGUUCAAACAGCAGACUGCCGGGAAAGUUGAUCGUGUCCUUUCAACGCCUCCUCCACGUAAUGGAGGUGUGGCACUUGUGGGAGCGGCACAUUUUAAAGGCAAGUGGGCAACGAGCUUCAGUCAGGCAAACAGGAUGGAACCCUUCCAGACAGAUGGAGGGGCAUCAACCCAAGUCGUCAUGAUACAGCAGAAACAUUACCCAAUCAAAAUGGGCAUUGACUCUGACCUUAGCUGCACGAUAGCUCAGGUGCCCAUGGAAGAUGGAGUCAGCAUGUAUUUCUUCCUUCCAGAUGAAGUGACCAAGAAUUUGACUCACAUUGAGGAGACUUUAACGGCCGAAUUUGUGCAGGAUCUGUCCAUGACUCUCCACACUGUGCAGGCAGAUCUAAUGCUACCAUUGCUCAAACUCAGCUCCAGCACUGACCUGCUACCCCUCUUCUCAGGCUUGGGACUGACUGAUUGGUUGGCAGAUCCAGAUCUUGUCAAAAUCACAAACCAGGCUGCUAAGCUGUCAACAGUUCGUCAUAAGGCUAUUAUAGAGACCGCAGCAGGGGGUGCAUCCUCCAGCUCCGAUAGCCAAGCAGCAAAUCAGUUUGUCUUCCAUGUGGAUCGCCCCUUCCUCUUCCUAGUACGAGAUGAAGUGUCAGGUGCUCUCCUCUUCAUUGGAAAAGUUCUGAAUCCACAAGACCUAAAGAAAUAA
Molecule: messenger RNA, 1246 nt
Organism: Chanos chanos (milkfish)
Lineage: Eukaryota; Metazoa; Chordata; Actinopteri; Gonorynchiformes; Chanidae
Gene: serpinf1
Product: serpin peptidase inhibitor, clade F (alpha-2 antiplasmin, pigment epithelium derived factor), member 1
Exons: 8
Coding region: 29-1246 (405 amino acids)
Biological process (GO): negative regulation of endopeptidase activity; negative regulation of angiogenesis
Molecular function (GO): serine-type endopeptidase inhibitor activity
Source: RefSeq, a predicted model, not a curated record